Molecule: messenger RNA, 1859 nt
Organism: Impatiens glandulifera
Lineage: Eukaryota; Viridiplantae; Streptophyta; Magnoliopsida; Ericales; Balsaminaceae
Product: phytepsin-like
Exons: 12
Coding region: 194-1633 (479 amino acids)
Biological process (GO): proteolysis; lipid metabolic process
Molecular function (GO): aspartic-type endopeptidase activity
Source: RefSeq, a predicted model, not a curated record
AUUUGGAUUCUAGUGACAAUCCUAUGUUUUUCCAUGAAAUUUCCUAAAAUCAGCAUCGAUUCAUCAACCUUCCAAACCCUCCAUUUAUUUUUUAAAGAUUAAAGGUCUUGUAUAAGAACACCAUUCCCAUUUUUCAUUUUACAUCCCCAACUUCAUUAACAUAUAUAGAGAGUUUUCUUUACUCUCUCAAAAUAUGGUUCAUCAUUAUGUGAAGCUCAAACAUUGUGGGGUUUUGUUUGCAAUACUUGUAUGCUUUCAAAUCUUACCAUCUUCCUUUGGGGAUGAAGAAGGUUUGAUUAGGAUUGGAUUAAAGAAGAAGAAACUUGACCCAUUUGAGAUCAAUAGAGAGAAAAUUCUCUUUUCUUCUUUGAGAAAUCCAAUGGAGUUUAUAAAUGCUCAACAUUUUGGAGUUAUAAGUGUUGGAACUCCAUUUCGUGACUUAAAUGUCAUUUUUGAUACUUCAAGUUCCAAUCUUUUAUUCCCUUCCAUUGCUUCUUUCUAUUCCAAUCCAAAUCCCAAGUACAGAGCCAGAUACUCUGCUACUUAUAGCAAGAAUGGCUUUUUCAGCACGGAUCGUGUUAGAUUUGGGGACCUUGUUGUUAGAAAUCAGGAUUUUGUCGAGGCAAGUGUAGAUUCAAGAUUUGAUGGCAUUGUAGGACUUGGAUUUCAAGAUGUCUUUAACAAAAAUUCUUCUGUUCCUAUAUGGCAAAAUAUGGUCAAUCAAGGUGUUGUCAAUGAGCCAAUUUUUUCGAUUUGGUUAAACCGUAAUGCUGGAGAGAACACUGGAAAUGGUGCAAUCGUGUUUGGUGGUAUGGAUAGUCGUCAUUACAUAGGUGAUCACACUUAUGUUCCAGUCGAGAAUAGACACCAUAAUUGGCAGUUCGCAAUGGAGGAUGUCCUACUAAAUGGAAAAUCAAUGGGCUUCUGUUCGAAUACAAAUGGUUGCUCAGUAAUUCUUGAAUCCGGGACCUCUUUGUUGGCAGGACCAACGGAUGCAAUUGCACAAAUUAACCGCGAGAUUGGAGCUUUAGGGUUCAUAAGCCUAGUUUGCAAGUCAGUUGUGACACAAUAUGGAAAAACCAUUCUCGAUAUGCUUCAACAACAGGCUGAUCCUCAAAAGGUCUGCCCACAAAUUGGUUUAUGUACCGGCCUUUCAAUAGAUCUUGAAAGCAGAAUCGUCGGAAUAAAGAGCGUGGUGGAUGAGGAAACCGACGUGGAAGGAGGGCCGAACCUAAUGUGCACCGCUUGUCAAAUGAUCGUCGUGUUUAUUCAGAACCAUAUGAGACAAAACGAGACAGAGGAUCAAAUACUAACAUUUGUUAACCAAAUAUGUGAUAGGCUGCCUAAUAGUAAUUCCAUGGAAGAAUCAUCAUCAUCUGGUCUUGUUGAUUGUGAUUCAGUCUCUACAAUGCCUAAUGUUACAUUUACCAUUGGUGGUAAACAAUUUCAUCUUUUACCUCAUGAAUACAUUAUGGAAAUUGGGGUAGGACCUACAAGAAAAUGUAUAAGCAGAUUUACCCCUUUGGAUGCUUCUGCUGACUCAUCAUGGAUUUUGGGGGAUGUAUUCAUGGAGAAAUAUCACACAGUGUUUGAUCAUGGAAAUAUGAGAAUUGGAUUUGCUGAGGCAACUUGAAAAGAUUAUUAAUUAAUGUUCUAUUGGAAAUAUAUACACUGUUUUCUUAUUAUUUUUCUUAAUUUCUUCAAGUCUUUCCUUCUUUAGUAAUAUUUAGCAUCUUUAUAAGCAUAGAUGCAUGCAGUAAAGGUUUGCCAACAAUGCUUUUGUGUUCACAUUUUGAAUAAAUUAUUCUUGUGAAAUCCUUUUUUUACCAUUAAUAGUAACUUUAUGCAUUUUACUUCCA